This is a messenger RNA of Sorex fumeus (smoky shrew), 2980 nucleotides long. It is a transcript of the gene EXOC4, whose product is annotated as exocyst complex component 4. The record is from RefSeq and is a predicted model, not a curated record. Lineage: Eukaryota; Metazoa; Chordata; Mammalia; Eulipotyphla; Soricidae. Gene Ontology annotation, biological process: exocytosis; chemical synaptic transmission; Golgi to plasma membrane transport. The coding region runs from base 21 to 2948 and encodes 975 amino acids. Gene Ontology annotation, cellular component: exocyst; synapse; growth cone membrane. The transcript has 18 exons.
UCGCCCCGCCCCGUGCCAAGAUGGCGGCCGAAGCAGCUGGUGGGAAAUACAGGAGCACUGUCAGCAAAAGCAAAGACCCCUCGGGGCUGCUCAUCUCUGUGAUCAGGACCCUGUCCACCAGCGAUGAUGUGGAAGACCGAGAAAAUGAGAAGGGGCGCCUUGAAGAAGCCUACGAGAAGUGUGACCGGGACCUGGAUGAACUGAUCGUCCAGCACUACACCGAACUGACCACGGCCAUCCGCACGUACCAGAGCAUCACCGAGCGCAUCACCAACUCGCGGAACAAGAUCAAGCAGGUGAAGGAGAACCUGCUCUCAUGCAAGAUGCUCCUGCACUGCAAGCGGGACGAGCUCCGGAAGCUGUGGAUCGAAGGGAUCGAGCACAAGCACGUCCUGAACCUGCUGGAUGAAAUCGAGAACAUCAAGCAGGUGCCCCAGAAGCUGGAGCAGUGCAUGGCCAGCAAGCACUACCUCAGCGCCACCGACAUGCUGGUGUCAGCGGUCGAGUCUUUGGAGGGCCCCUUGCUCCAGGUGGAAGGACUGAGCGACCUGCGGCUGGAGCUUCACAGCAAGAAGAUGAACCUCCACCUGGUGCUCAUAGACGAGCUGCAUCGGCACCUGUACAUCAAGUCCACCAGCCGUGUGGUGCAGCGCAACAAGGAGAAAGGGAGAAUGAGUUCCCUUGUGAAAGAUGUGUCGCCUAUGCCUCUGAUUGACGUUACAAACCUGCCCACAUCUCGAACAUUCCUGGAUGGGUCUCAGUUCUCUACUUCCGGAAGCUCAAGUGCGAGGGAGAUAAACCUGCAGGACAUCAAGGAGGAGUCGGAACUGGAUCCUGAGGAGAAUAGCACCCUCUUCAUGGGCAUCCUCACCAAGGGGCUGGCCAAGCUGAAGAAGAUCCCGGAGACCGUGAAGGCCAUCAAGGAGCGCCUUGAGCAGGAGCUGAAGCAGAUUGUGAAGCGGUCGACCACCCAGGUGGCAGACAGCGGCUACCAGAGGGGAGAGAACCUCACAUCAGAGAACCAGCCACGGUUGCUUCUAGAACUGCUGGAGCUGCUGUUCGACAAAUUCAACGCUGUGGCCGCGGCCCACUCUGUGGUCCUGGGGUACCUGCAGGCCGCCGUGGCGGCUGCCCCGACUCAGCAGGAGGACGUCAAGUUGUACGACAUGGCAGAUGUGUGGGUGAAGAUCCAAGAUGUUCUGCAGAUGCUGUUGACCGAGUACUUGGACAUGAAAAAUACUCGUACCGCCUCUGAACCAUCAACUCAGCUAAGUUACGCCAGCACUGGACGAGAAUUUGCAGCCUUUUUUGCCAAGAAGAAACCUCAACGGCCCAAAAAUUCUCUUUUCAAGUUUGAGUCCUCGUCGCAUGCCAUCAGCAUGAGCGCCUACUUGCGGGAGCAGCGGAGGGAACUGUACAGCCGGAGUGGAGAACUUCAAGGGGGCCCAGAUGACAACUUAAUGGAAGGUGGAGGAACAAAGUUUGUCUGCAAACCUGGAGCCAGAAAUAUUACCGUUAUAUUUCAUCCAUUACUAAGAUUUAUUCAGGAGAUCGAGCACGCCCUGGGACUGGGGCCAGCCAAGCAGUGUCCUCUUCGAGAGUUUCUCACCGCCUACAUCAAAAACAUCUUCCUCAAUCAGGUCUUGGCAGAGAUCAACAAGGAGAUUGAAGGAGUCACAAAGACCUCCGACCCCUUGAAGAUCCUCGCCAAUGCAGACACCAUGAAGGUGUUGGGGGUCCAGCGGCCCCUUCUGCAGAGCACCAUCAUCGUGGAGAAGACAGUGCAGGACCUCAUGAACCUGAUGCACGACCUGAGCGCCUACUCGGAUCAGUUCCUCAACAUGGUGUGCGUGAAGCUCCAGGAGUACACGGAUACCUGCACUGUGGCCUACAAGAGCAUUGUCCAAUCAGAAGAGAAGCUUGUCAUCAGUGCUUCUUGGGCAAAAGAUGACGAUAUUAGCAGACUUUUGAAAUCUCUGCCGAAUUGGACCAAUAUGGCUCAACCCAAACAGCUGAGGCCAAAGAGAGAAGAAGAAGAAGAUUUCAUAAGGGCAGCCUUUGGCAAGGAGUCAGAAGUUCUCAUUGGGAACCUGGGAGAUAAAUUAAUCCCGCCACAGGACAUCCUCCGUGAUGUGAGCGACCUCAAAGCCUUGGCCAACAUGCACGAGAGCCUGGAAUGGCUAGCCGGUCGAACAAAGGCAGUGUUCUCCAGUCUUUCUUCAUCCCAGACGCUGUCUCCUGCUCAGGAAGGCCACAUGAGCAUGGACCUCCCUCCAGUGUCAGAGCAGAUCCUGCAGACGCUGAGUGAACUGGCCAGAUCUUUUCAGGAGAUGGCUGACCGCUGCCUGCUGGUCCUGCAUCUGGAAGUCAGGGUUCACUGUUUCCACUAUCUCAUCCCUCUUGCAAAGGAGGGCAACUAUGCCAUCGUCGCCAACGUGGAGAGCAUGGACUACGAUCCCCUGGUGGUCAAGCUCAACAAAGACAUCAGCGCCAUUGAGGAGGCCAUGAGUGCCAGUCUGCAGCAGCACAAGUUCCAGUACAUAUUCGAAGGCCUGGGGCACCUCAUCUCUUGCAUCCUCAUCAACGGCGCCCAGUACUUCAGGCGUAUCAGUGAGUCGGGCAUCAAGAAAAUGUGCCGAAACAUCUUUGUCCUUCAGCAGAACCUGACCAACAUCACCAUGUCUCGGGAGGCUGACCUGGACUUUGCAAGGCAGUACUAUGAGAUGCUGUACAACACGGCCGACGAGCUCCUGAACCUGGUGGUGGACCAGGGAGUGAAGUACACGGAGCUGGAGUACAUCCACGCGCUGACCCUGCUGCACCGCAGCCAGACGGGCGUGGGGGACCAGACCACCCAGAACAUGAGGCUGCAGCGGCUCAAGGAGAUCAUCUGCGAGCAGGCCGCCAUCAAGCAGGCCACCAAGGACAAGAAAAUAACCACAGUGUAAAGGGGCAUGCUGGGGGCCGGUGGGUGGGGGCG